Molecule: messenger RNA, 3699 nt
Organism: Melanotaenia boesemani (Boeseman's rainbowfish)
Lineage: Eukaryota; Metazoa; Chordata; Actinopteri; Atheriniformes; Melanotaeniidae
Gene: inpp5d
Product: inositol polyphosphate-5-phosphatase D
Exons: 27
Coding region: 161-3445 (1094 amino acids)
Biological process (GO): phosphatidylinositol dephosphorylation
Molecular function (GO): phosphatase activity
Source: RefSeq, a predicted model, not a curated record
GGACAAGUGAAAGACAGAACUUCAUGUCCGCACUGUGAGAAGAUGAGAUUAGCCAGAUAAGAAACUAAGUCUGCAACCGUUUUCCGGGAUAUAAUUUUAUUUAUUUCUUUUUUUUAAGCAGAUGUAACACUUGAGUUCAGGCUCUUAGGUCAAAAACAGGAUGCCAAGUUCUCAUCCUUGGUGCCAUGGCAAUAUAACUCGAUCCAAAGCUGAGGAUCUACUCUCCAAAGCGGCAAGAGAUGGAAGCUUCCUUAUCCGGGACAGUGAGUCCAUACCAGGAGCAUAUGCCCUCUGUGUUUUAUACCAGAACUGUGUGUACACAUACAGAAUUCUGCCAAAUGGGGACAACAAGCUCUCUGUUCAGGCAUCUGAGGGAGUUCCUAUUAGGUUCUUCACUUUGCUGCCGGAGCUGGUGGAGGCAUAUUACAGCCCCAACAUGGGGCUGGUCACACAUCUGCAGUACCCUGUCCAGAGGGAGGACGAGGUGGAAGAGGAGCAAGAAUCCAACAAUAACCCACCUCAGCUUCCACCCAGAAACUUUCCAGCUGAGAGCAAAGAAAGUGAAUCCAAGACAUCUGAGCAGGCCAGCAAGUCUCUGUCAGACACCUACCUGAUGAAACUGCAGCACAUGGACUUAUCCAUAUUAUCAGAGGAGCAUCAAAUGGCCAUCCAAGAAUACUUCAGGACCUCAAUCUGUUUAGAUGUUGAACAAGUACAGAAUGGAAACCCUAACCUUCCCGGCCUAAAGAAGCUGAUCAUGGCAAUCUGCAAAAAUCUAAACAGUGAAAUUUCCAGAAUCUUGCCAACUCUGGAGAUGUUUCGUAGAGCGUUGGACCAGCAGCUCUCCCCGGGGAUUGGGCCAUACCCAAAACAAAUUUGUGUCGAUUCAGGUCAGUCGGUAUCCUGUAGGCUGGAGGAGCUGACAAAACUACUCUACUCAAUAGAAGAUAAGGCAAAAAGUUCUGUUUUUGAGUCAGCUGGACAUGAUGGAGGCCACAGGAAAUCUCUCAUACCUGUUGUUACAUUUGAGGUCAAGCAAGAAUCUCUUGGUAUUUCCACAAAGAUGCUCCUGAAAGUGGAUGUUGAAGAUGGAAAAAUCUACUUUAAGAAAUCAAAAGAUGGGCCUGAAGACAAAUACUUUGUGCACAAUAAAAUCUUGCAGUUGGUGAAAUCCCAGAAGAUGCACACCAAAUUAAUAAUCGUGGUCGAGACUGAGAAGGAGAAGAUUUUGCGUAAAGAGUUCGUUUUUGAUGACACAAAGAAAAGAGAGGGUUUCUGUCAGCUGCUUCAACAAAUGAAGAACAAACACUCAGAAAAGCCUGAACCAGACAUGAUCACAGUGUUUAUUGGCACCUGGAACAUGGGAAAUGUUGGUCCGCCACACAACAUCAGGUCCUGGUUUCAGUGUAAGGGCCAAGGAAAGACACGGGAUGACACCGCAGAUCAUAUUCCACAUGACUUUUAUGUCAUUGGGACUCAAGAAGAUCCUCUGAGUGACAGGGAAUGGGCUGACACGGUGAAAAGUGUCCUGAGAAAUAUCACAAAUAUUAGCUUUAAACAAGUGGCGAUUCACACACUGUGGAGCAUUCGGAUUGUGGUCUUGGCCAAACCCGAGCAUGAAAACAGGAUCUCCCAUGUUUUCUCAGACAGUGUGAAGACGGGGAUUGCCAACACUUUGGGAAACAAGGGAGCAGUUGGAGUGUCUUUCAUGUUCGGUGGUACAUCUUUUGGCUUUGUCAACAGUCACCUGACCUCUGGAAGUGAAAAGAAGCUCAGACGGAAUCAAAACUACGCCAGCAUCCUGCGAUUUCUCAAUCUAGGAGAUAAGAAGCUCAACCCGUUUGACAUCACACAUCGCUUCACGCACCUCUUCUGGCUUGGAGAUUUGAACUAUCGUGUUGAAUUUCCAUCUUCAGAAGCUGAGUACAUUGUGACAAAGAUCAAACAGCAGCAGUACCAGGAACUCCUCAGUAAAGACCAGCUGAGCAUGGAGAGGAAGGAUGGAAAGGUUUUUCUGCAUUUUGACGAGGAGGAAAUAACAUUUGCACCCACAUACCGCUUUGAGAGAGACACACGAGAGAAAUAUGCCUACACGAAAGCCAAAGCUACAGGGACAAAAUAUAAUUUGCCUUCGUGGUGCGAUCGCGUCCUGCGGAAGUCAUACCCUCUGGUCCACGUCGUCUGCCAAGCGUACGGCUGCACUAAUGACAUCAUGACAAGCGACCACUCACCGGUAUUUGCCACGUUUGAAGUCGGAGUCGCUUCGCAGUUUGUCUCCAAACAAGAUCCAAACACUGCGUCUCAGGGCGGGAUUCAAAUCAUGAACUGCGUGGCCAUCUUGUUGACAAAGUCAAAGACAAAGUUUUUCAUUGAAUUCCACUCGAGUUGCUUGGAGAAAACUAUGAAGACUUCAGAGGGAGACAACACGGAGCAAUCUGACGGCUCUGUCAAAGUUUGGUUCGGCAACCAAGUUGAGCUCACUCCCAUCAUUUCGGACCCUGAGUACCUCUUGGACCAGCACAUCCUCAUAUGUGUGAAAUCCACAGACAGUGACGAGUCGUACGGAGAGGGCUGCAUUGCACUGCGAGCUGCCCAGUUCUGCUACAGGGAGUUCCAGAUUACGCUGACUCACCAUGGAGAGAAGACGGGCACGUUGACAGGUGGCAUCCAGUUACGCACCUCUGAGGGCAAGCCCACUGAGAAGUUAUAUGAUUUCAUCAAAAUUGGGGAUGACAACGUCCCCCCAAAGGGCAAAUCUGGAGACGCCAACAAGGUGUCCACCACACAGGCACAUGAUAUUUCUAACCCUAGUUACAUGGGUUUGUCAUUCAGAAGUGGGAAUGUGAUUGAUAAGGGCUGGAGUUACAGCAUGCCACCACGAGCUCUUCCAGGGCAAGGGUGUAAAGAUCCCAAGAAGGCUCCUCAUGAUGUGGUCAUACGCAGUCCCACAGGAAAAUCUUCUAGGGGGGAGGAUGAAAACGCGUCAGAGAUGUUUGACAACCCUCUGUAUGGUUCAAUGGUAAAAGCACAUGGUCAGGCCAAGGACCAAAACCCUCCACAGACAGACCAUCUGACACUGACAGACCUACUGCCUGCAUCCUCCAAAGCAACAGAUGGGGAGGCAGAUCGCCCCCCAGUGCCUGCCCCACGCAACCGCUCUUUUACCUGCUCUGAGAACAAACCUCAAUCCCCAACCCCAUCUAAUCUGGCCCCCUCGACACAUAAAAAACCUGUAGUGCCCUCACGCUCAGAGGGUGGGAUGGGACAGAAUCGGCCUCGUUUGCCCAACAAGUCUCGACAGGAGCCCCAGGCCGCCAAACCCAGAGACUACAGGGACAGCUCUGAGAUCCCCAGCAAGCAGAGACAUCCAGCAAGACCUAGUCCACCACAGCCUAACAAAGACAUGCAUCCAGAUGUUCCCAAGACUGGUCGUCCUGUGAACUGAGCUGCAGCAUUGCCCAGCAUUACCAGAACAGCUUCCUGCUCUGCAUUUAUGGAAAUGUGUAAUACACAAAGCCAAGACUUCAUGCCUUUUAGGAUAAUCAACGUAUAUGAGUGGCAACUCAGAGAAUACUUUCCUUUCUUUUUCUUUACAGUGAGGAGCUAGGCAUGAUACAGGACUAAUGCAUCUUUCACUGAGUUGGUUGUAUUUUUUAAAUUCACCACUAUGAUGUUCCAGAAUAAAAUAUUACAAAUCUA